AUGGAAGACGAAGUAAAUCCUUUAGACGGAAAAGGAGGCUGGAAUAAUUCAGAAAAUCAAAAAAUCUUUUAUGGAGUUUGGAAUUAUAUAAAAAAGAGUCAUAUUAAUAUAAUAGAAUAUGAGAUGAAUUUUGUUUUGAGUUAUGAGAAGUUGUUAGCUUCAGAGAAUAGUGUAAAUAGUUUUUAUGAAGGAAACAUCCGUCUUUUAUUCCAAGAAAUGAGUGUAACUAAUAAAGAAUACAGAAUAGAGGUUCUAACUUGAAUUUUAUUUUGAUUUUCACCUAUCAAAAAAGGGAUAGGAAGGGUGUAAAUAGGAAAGGGUAGUA
Molecule: messenger RNA, 325 nt
Organism: Meloidogyne enterolobii
Lineage: Eukaryota; Metazoa; Nematoda; Chromadorea; Rhabditida; Meloidogynidae
Source: the annotation of a GenBank genome assembly